GCGUACGUUCAAAGGCCUCGAAAAAAGAACAUAUCUUACCAUCUAAAAGUGUACUGUAAUAUUGGAAACAAUUCGAAAAUGUCUCUCCCACGCUGCUUUUUUGAUAUUGAGGCCGAUGGAAAAUCAAUUGGUCGUUUUAUUGUUGAGCUAAGGUCCGACGUCGUUCCAAAGACUGCUGAAAAUUUCCGGGCUUUAUGCACUGGUGAAAAAGGAUUUGGAUAUAAAGGCAGUGUUUUUCAUCGUAUCAUUCCCAAUUUCAUGUGCCAGGGAGGUGACUUCACCAGAGGCGAUGGUACAGGUGGUAAAUCAAUCUAUGGAAACCGCUUCGAAGAUGAAAACUUCAGUUUGAAGCAUACUGGCCCUGGUAUCCUAUCUAUGGCUAAUGCUGGUAAAAAUACGAACGGCUCUCAAUUCUUUAUUUGUACGGUUAAAACUGAAUGGUUGGACGGAAAGCAUGUUGUAUUUGGAAAGAUAGUUGACGGCCACGAUGUCAUUUCUACUAUGGAAUCGUUUGGAUCAAGCUCUGGUAAAACUAAGAAGAAGAUCAAGAUCGCAGACUGUGGUCUACUUUAAGAGCAUAACUAAAGAAAUCAAUACAUAGUACUAAGUUGUCUGAUGAUUAU
Messenger RNA from Trichoplax adhaerens, 623 nucleotides. RefSeq lists its product as hypothetical. The transcript is spliced from 6 exons. NCBI's taxonomy places the organism in Eukaryota, Metazoa, Placozoa, Uniplacotomia, Trichoplacea, Trichoplacidae. Gene Ontology annotation, molecular function: peptidyl-prolyl cis-trans isomerase activity. The record is from RefSeq and is a predicted model, not a curated record. Gene Ontology annotation, biological process: protein peptidyl-prolyl isomerization; protein folding. Gene Ontology annotation, cellular component: intracellular membrane-bounded organelle. Bases 79 to 573 code for a protein of 164 amino acids.